AACGCUUCGACGACGACGAAGAAGAAGAGAGACAGAGGAGAGGAGAAGAAGGGAGCUUCCAUAUUCCCUUUUGCCCUAACCGUCGCCAUUUUCAGAGGGACCCGGUCGCGCUUUCGCCGGCGCCGCGGCCCCGCUGAUGCGAAGUGCCCGCGCGGUUGGCGCGGAGCCGCCGUUUUGAUACCGAGCACCGCAGCCGUUGCCGUUGCUGGGGAUCCCGCGAAUCGGGGGGGUGAUUGGAUGAUUGAGGAUGCAGCCGCGGGUUGCGGAUUGAAGGCAUUGUUGCGUUGGUGGUGUGUGGUGCGGCAGCUAUGGCUCAGCAAUCGUCGCGACUCAAUCGGCUGCUCACUCUUCUCGACACUGGUUCGACUCAGUCCACGAGGUUCGCCGCGGCUCGCCAGAUUGGAGAUAUCGCCAAGUCGCAUCCCCGGGACUUGGCCUCUCUCUUAAAGAAGGUUGCUCAAUACCUUCGUAGUAAGAAUUGGGAUACGAGGGUUGCUGCAGCUCAUGCUAUAGGCGCCAUUGCUCAGAAUGUUAAGCACACAUCUGUGAAUGAGAGAAAAUAAUCUGAAAAAUGAGCCCCCUUUAAUUUUUGGUGGGAAAAUCCUUAUAUACCUCCCCCAAGUGUGAAUUCUAGUCAUUUGAUUGAUCCAAUGGCCUAAAAUCUUCCCUUAGUGAUUAAGAAUAUUCUUUAGAGGCUAAGGAUAAGUG
Messenger RNA from Syzygium oleosum, 708 nucleotides. RefSeq names its product TATA-binding protein-associated factor BTAF1-like. The transcript has 4 exons. The record is from RefSeq and is a predicted model, not a curated record. Lineage: Eukaryota; Viridiplantae; Streptophyta; Magnoliopsida; Myrtales; Myrtaceae. The coding region runs from base 309 to 563 and encodes 84 amino acids. Gene Ontology annotation, molecular function: TBP-class protein binding; DNA binding; ATP hydrolysis activity.